This is a messenger RNA of Macroventuria anomochaeta, 555 nucleotides long. RefSeq lists its product as uncharacterized. The record is from RefSeq and is a predicted model, not a curated record. Lineage: Eukaryota; Fungi; Ascomycota; Dothideomycetes; Pleosporales; Didymellaceae. Gene Ontology annotation, cellular component: extracellular region. The transcript has 2 exons. The coding region runs from base 7 to 555 and encodes 182 amino acids.
UUGAAGAUGAAAUUCUCGUCAAUCUUCCUGUCAUUACUAUCAGUGAGCUACUCAAUACCUGUCGAGCCUCGUCAGGAGCAAAGUCUUGCACCUCAAUUUCUCACCGCUAUCAAUGACCUGAACACCGCUGUUACCGGCAUGACAACGGCCGUCAAUAACUUCGAUGGUUCCCUGCUUGGCCGAUUGCCCCAGACUCUCGCCAUCGUGAAAGCUGAAACAAAGCUCGAUGUUACUAUUUUGAAGGCGACCCGCAUCGCACAGAAGAGCGCCAACUUUACGGCAGAGGAGAGCACAAACAUCGUCAAUACGCUGGCUAGUGGCAUUGGUCCAAUCCAAGCAUCUCUCGAUGCGCUGAAAGCGAAAUAUCCGCAGUUCAGGAAAACACUUACUUCACCUAUCGUGUUGCUGGAUCUCAAGAUCUUGAAGAAACACACCGACGAUCUCAUCGCUGCUCUGACUCUGAAGGUCACAGCAGACAAUUCAGGUCUUCUGGGGUUAGGAAAGGGUGUUCUCGACCAGGCAUUUGACUCUGCUAUUGCUGUCUAUAGCGCUUGA